Boleophthalmus pectinirostris (great blue-spotted mudskipper) is the source of this 10488-nucleotide messenger RNA. It is a transcript of the gene lrba, whose product is annotated as LPS responsive beige-like anchor protein. Gene Ontology annotation, biological process: intracellular protein localization. Lineage: Eukaryota; Metazoa; Chordata; Actinopteri; Gobiiformes; Gobiidae. Gene Ontology annotation, cellular component: membrane; cytosol. Gene Ontology annotation, molecular function: protein kinase binding. The record is from RefSeq and is a predicted model, not a curated record.
UGUACUGUCAUGGCGCAGACGAGCUGAAGCUACCGGGGCAAAUCAGGAAGAGACCGCGGCGCAGCUGGCUUUAUGCGCACGUUUCCAGCCCGCCAGCGGACUUUCCACGGGAGCACCGAGCACGGAGCUGUUCUUUUUCGAGUUUCGCCGUCGGAACGCGCCGCUCCGGGACUUGUGCGCUCGCAGUUUGGGAGUUUUGCGCCCGCCUGGAGGAGCUGUACCUGUCAGGAGUGAGCAGCAGCAGCAGCAGCAGCAGUAGCGACAAUAGCUGCAACUUCACCCCCGUGUGCACUCCUUCUCCGCGGACCGUACCCUCGUUUGACUUCUCUGAGGAGGAGAGGUUACGACCAGCCUUCCCACGCGCUUUCCUUUUCUCUUUCCUCCCCGGAUCGCAGUUUUUUAGCGGCUUUUGGACGCGUUAAUCCAUCCGUCUCGUAUCAAGUUACGCGCAGACACAGAGAGAGGAGUUCACGGUGCCCUCGCGGUGACAUUUCCACUGUCAACAGCUAACAAUUUGAGCUUUUUGGACGCUUUUUCGUGGUGUGCAUGGGGAGGAAAACGUGCCUACGCGUGUGCCACCCGCUCAGCUGAAGGAGACGGAGAGAGAGAGGGGAGAGGAGAGGAGCCGGGGCGCGCGUCUCCUCCUCCGGUUGGCGUAGAGGUUAAACAGGUGCGUUACCUGUGGCAGCCACCUGUCCAGUUCCUCUCUCUUGUCUUUCCCCCCCCAGACGAGCCAUGGCCGGCGUGGAGAAAGAGGACGACAGAGCGGAGAGGCACGCCGCGGCUCUCAACCCCGGCGUGCCCAUCAGGGGGAUCCGGAUGAAGUUCGCGGUGCUGGCGGGACUCGUGGAAGUCAAAGAAGUUUCCAACCGUGACAUAGUGGAGACGGUGUUCAACUUGUUGGUGGGCGGCCAGUUCGACCUGGAGAUGAACUUCAUAAUCCAGGAGCCGGAGAGCGUGGUGUGCAUGGUGGAGCUGCUGGACCAGUGUGAGCCCACGUGCCAGGCCGAGGUCUGGAGCAUCUUCACGGCCAUCCUCAAGAAGAGCGUCAGGAACCUCCAGGCCUGCACCCAGAUGGGCCUCAUCCAACUGGUGCUGGACCGAAUCGCCACCACAGACAGUAUGAUCGCAGAUUUGUUGGUGGACAUGUUGGGCGUCCUGGCGAGCUACAGCAUCACCGUGAAGGAGUUAAAGCUGUUCUUCAGCAAGUUGCAAGGAGAACAGGGCCAGUGGCCUCGUCACGCGGUGAAGCUCCUGUCGGUGCUCAAGUACAUGGCUCACAGAAACGGUCCAGACUCAUUCUUCAGUUUCCCAGGAAAAAACGCUGCUGCUAUAGCUCUGCCUCCCAUCGCAAAGUGGCCGUAUCAGAAUGGUUUUACAUUCCACACCUGGCUCCGCAUGGAUCCCCUCAACAACAUUAACGUGGACAAAGAUAAGCCUUAUCUGUACUGUUUCCGCACCAGUAAAGGCCUGGGCUACUCCGCACACUUCGUCGGCGGGUGUUUGAUAGUCACCUCUCUGAAGUCCAAGGGCAAAGGUUUCCAGCACUGUGUCAAAUACGACUUCAAGCCGCAAAAGUGGUACAUGGUGUCUCUGGUCCACGUCUACAACCGCUGGAAGAACUGUGAGAUCAGCUGCUACGUGAACGGGGAGCUCGCCUCUUUCGGGGACAUCUCGUGGUUUGUCAGCACCAGUGAUACGUUUGAUAAGUGCUUCCUGGGCUCCUCGGAGACGGCGGACGCCAACCGAGUGUUCUGUGGACAGAUGGGGGCCGUUUACCUGUUUUCUGAAGCGCUCAGUGCCGCUCACAUCCUCGCCGUCUAUCAGCUGGGCCCAGGCUACCAGGGCACGUUCAAGCACAAAGCUGAGAGCGACCUGCUGUUUGCGGAGCACCACAAGACCCUUCUGUACGACGGGAAGCUCUCCUCGUGUAUCGCCUUCAGCUACAACCCCAGAGCCACGGACGCACAGCUCUGCCUCGAGUCCUCGCCCAAAGAGAACGCCUCCAUCUUCGUCCACUCUCCACACGCACUAAUGCUACAGGACGUGAAGGCCGUGGUGACUCACUCGGUGCAGAGUGGGAUUCACUCGAUUGGAGGAGUGCAGGUCCUGUUCCCUCUGUUUGCACAACUCGACUUUCACCAACCGGGCACUAACCAACUGGACACAUCUGUGUGUUGCACCCUGCUGUCCUUCGUCAUGGAGCUGCUGAAGAACUCGGUGGCCAUGCAGGAGCAGGUGCUGGCGUGCAAGGGCUUCCUGGUGAUCGGGUACAGUCUGGAGAAGUCGUCGAAGCUCCACGUGACUCGUCAGGUCCUGGACAUCGUCUUGGCGUUUUCUCGGUACUUGAGUAAUUUACCCAACGGCAUCUUGCUGCUCAAACAACUGUGUGACCACAUCAUGUUCAACCCGACCAUCUGGAUCCACGCGCCCUCCAAGGUGCAGUUGACCCUGUACACGUACCUGGCGACGGAGUUCGUCAGCACAGUGACCAUCUACAACGCCAUCCGCAGGGUGGGCACGGUACUGCAGGUGAUGCACACGCUCAAGUACUACUACUGGGUCGUCAACCCGCAGGACCGGAGCGGAGUCCUGCCCAAGGGAACAGACGGUCCGAGGCCAAGUGAGAGGGACAUCUUCCACCUGAGAACCUUCCUCCUUCUGUUUGUGAAGCAGCUCAUUAUGAAAGACCACGGAGUGAAAGAAGACGAGGUCCAGAGCAUCCUGAACUACCUCCUCACGCUCCACGAGGACGACAACCUCAUGGACGUGCUGCAGCUGCUGGUCGCCUUAAUGUCCGAGAGCCCCGUGUCCAUGGCCCAGGCGUUUGACCAGAGGAACGGCAUCCGAGUCGUCUUUAAACUCCUGGCUUCUAAGAGUGAACCCAUCAGAGUGCAGAGUCUCAAAGUCCUGGGAUACUUUCUGAAAAACCUGUCACCAAAGAGGAAAGCUGAAGUCAUGCUGAGUCAUGGUCUCUUCUCGCUGCUCACCGAACGCCUGAUGCUUCACUCGCAGCAGAUCUCCAUGACGACCUACAACGUGCUGUUUGAGAUUCUUACGGAGCAGAUCUGCACUCAAGUGAACUAUAAACAGCAUCCGGACCCCGACUCGGCCGUCAAGAUCCUCAACCCGCAGAUCCUGAAGGUGAUCGCGGCGCUCCUCAAGAGCUCCGCCCCCUCCGCAGAGACCAUGGAGGUGCGCCGGGUUUUCCUGUCAGACAUGAUCAAACUCUUCAAUAACAGCCGAGAGAACCGCAGGAGUCUGCUGCAGUGCUCCGUGUGGCAGGAGUGGAUGUUGUCUUUGUGUUUCAUCAACCCCAAAAACACGGAGGAGCAGAAGAUCACGGAGAUGGUCUACGCCAUCUUCAGGAUCCUGCUGUACCACGCCAUCAAGUACGAGUGGGGCGGCUGGAGAGUCUGGGUCGACACGCUGUCCAUCACACACUCCAAGGUGGCGUUUGAGCAACACAAGGAGAGUCUGGCUCGCAUGUUCCGUCAGUACCAGAGUCAAGAAUCGUCUUCCACCAUUCGCUCCAUCUCGCUGGCCAGCCAAAGCUCCGAGACCAUGGACUUCGUCAACGGACCUCCUUCGGAAGAAACCGCCCCCUCCACUGUCAUUGAACUGACUGUAGACGGGAACUCCCAGAAUCCCCCCAGCGAAACCGCCCAGGAGGAGGCAGAAGAACGGGGGCAAACUUCUAUAACCGUGUCCAACAUUUUAGCGAGAGGCGAGGAGGACGUCAAAGCAGAAGAAGAGCCCGAAGUUGUACCCGUCGUUGAGGCUCCACCAGAAGUUGAAGAAGAUAAAGAAACAUCGGUGACGGACAGCGCUGUAACCGACGAGGAGAAAUCGGAAAUUGAGAAAGUCGAGUCGUCAGCUUCCGUGACCGAAGACUCCGUGAAUGAAGUGGAAGCCGAGCAGCCGGUGUCUUCAGAGGAGCAAGAAGUUCACGAGAAGCAGAUCUGUGAUUCGGAAGUAGCGACGGAUAACGGCGCGACAGAAGGAGCGAACGUUGUCAGUGAGGGCUCGGCGUCUUCCGUCGGCGACCAAGCGCACGCGAGCGAUGCUGUGGAAAGCCGCGAAGAGUCAAACGCGGAAGAUGGCGUCGUGAAGGAUGAGGAAGUCGAAGAAGAGGAGAAGAAAGCUGAAGCAGAUAAAGAAGAACCCGCAGAGGAGAAAGAAGUGUCUGAUACGGAAAGUCAAAAGUUGGAUUCUCCGCAAGAGGACGUCGUAGAAGCAGCAAAAGAUGAACCCGCGGCUGAAGAAUCUUCCUCUUCGCAGCCCACAACCGCGGAAGAACAGCCAUCCACGAGCUCAGCAGCGCCAUCUACGGGAAAGGAAGAAACGGAAGAACAGGCGAGUCAACCUCCAGAGACGGUUGGAGUGACCGCAGAAGAAGACGCAUCCACCAAAACGUCUCAAGAGGAGCUACCGACUCCCAGCCCCGUCAAAAAGGAGAGCGUAGACUCAACCAGCAAGACCAAAGAGAUUAAAAUAGCCAGACUAGAUGUUUCCAAUGUGGCCUUAGACACAGAGAGACUGGAGCUGAAGGAGACGUCAACAACGAACGCGAGUCCGAGCCAGCCCGCAGCCUCGGCGCCGGACCAGCCCAGAGACGGCAGCUCCUCGGCCCCUCGCUCCACCAUGUUCCGCAUCCCGGAGUUCCGCUGGUCGCACAUGCACCAGCGCCUCCUCACAGACCUGCUCUUCUCCAUCGAGACGGACGUCCAGAUGUGGAGAAGUCACUCCACAAAGACGGUCCUGGACUUCGUGAACAGCAGUGAGAACGUGGUGUUUGUGCACAACAGCAUUCACCUCAUUUCUCAGGUGGUGGACAACCUCAUCAUGGCCUGUGGAGGAAUCCUGCCCCUGCUGUCGGCCGCCACCUCCUCCUCGCAUGAGUUGGAGAACAUUGAGCCGUCCCAGGGCCUGGCUUUGGAGGCUUCAGUCACGUAUCUCCAGCGCCUGGUGGGUCUGGCGGACGUCCUGGUGUUCGCGAGCUCCCUGAACUUCACCGAGAUCGAAGCGGAGAAGAACAUGGCGUCCGGAGGCAUCCUGCGACAGUGCCUCCGACUGGUGUGCGCGAUGGCCGUGAGGAACUGUCUGGAAUGUCAACAGGCUCACGUCAAACAGAACAAAGAGGCGGCAGCUCGCACGGCCACGGUCCUGGGAACGUCCAAGUCUGCAACUGCACAGAGUCCGGUGGACGCAGUGACCGGUGGAAUGUCCCCCAUCAGAGACCUGGACAGACUCCUGCAGGACAUGGACAUCAACCGCCUCCGAGCCGUGGUCUUCAGAGACAUAGAGGACAGUAAGCAGGCGCAGUUCUUGGCUCUGGCCGUGGUCUACUUCAUCUCCGUGCUGAUGGUGUCGAAGUACCGAGACAUCCUGGAGCCCCACCACGACAGGAAGGGCCCCCGAAGGUCCCAGUCUGCGAGAAGCACAGACAGUGGAUCGGUGGCGGGCGGCGCGGAGGUAGAAAACGGCGUCUCCCUGCGGCGUUACGACUCCGGCAUCGGCGAAGACCACGCGUCCGCCGCCCCCAGCGAGGCCGAGCUCUCCUCCGCCUCCUCGUCCGCCGCCCACGGACCCGACGCCGUCUCCGAAGCCCUGUCCACCCUGUCCACGGAGGUCAAACCCUCGGCGCCCGCGGAAGGAAAGGGCAAGAACGUGAAGGACAUCCUGCGCAGCCUGGUGAGCGCGCCCGCCGACGACCUCAGCGUGGACCCCAGCCUCCUGCCCCCGGCGUUUCUGGGAGUGGGAGACGUGCCCCGAGACCCGACGCAGUUCAGGUCCUUCGACAGAAGCGUCGUCGUCGCUCCAAAGAAGCCAGGACUGCCCCCGGCCCCUGCCCCCUCCGCCCCCGCUCCCGCCACCGCUCCUGCCGCCGCGGGUGCGUCCGGGGGUGCACCUCUGGAGAGCGUGUCGGUGGUAUCUGCGUCUGAAGCGUCCCAGAGCUCGGCCGCAGACCCUGCAGCUGUGGUCCAGGAUCCAGGCGGCGCGACUCUGCCAUCUGUCCCCCCUCUGUCCCCUGUGACCCAGAACACCACCCCCAGUAUGAGCAUUUCAGAGCGUCUGGAGCACGCGUUGGAGAAAGCCGCUCCGUUGCUCAGGGAAAUCUUCGUGGACUUCGCUCCGUUCUUGUCCAGGACUUUACUGGGAAGUCACGGACAGGAGCUGCUCAUCGAGGGAACGAGUCUGGCGUGUAUGAAGUCCAGCAGCUCUGUGGUGGAGCUGGUCAUGCUCCUGUGCUCUCAGGAAUGGCAGAACUCGAUCCAGAAGAACGCGGGUCUGGCCUUCAUCGAGCUGGUGAACGAGGGCAGGCUGCUGAGUCACACCAUGAAGGAUCACCUGGUCCGAGUCGCAAACGAAGCGGAGUUCAUCCUGAGCCGACAGAGAGCGGAAGACAUCCACAAACACGCCGAGUUUGAGUCCCACUGCGCCCAGUACUCGGCCGAGAAGCGCGAGGAGGAGAAAAUGUGCGACCACCUGAUCCGCGCCGCCAAAUACCGCGACCACGUGACCUCCACGCAGCUCAUCCAGAAGAUCGUCAACAUCCUCACGGACAAACACGGGGCCUGGGGCAGCUCCGCCAAGAGCCGUCCGAGGGAUUUCUGGCGCCUCGACUACUGGGAGGACGAUUUAAGGAGGAGACGACGGUUCGCGAGAAACCCUCUCGGAUCCACGCACUCCGAGGCCACGCUGAGGGCCGCCACGGAGCACGCCUCGGAGGAGGAUGUUCUGAAGACUCAGCAGUCCAUCCGCGGCCAGGCCCUGGGGCCCCAGAGCAGCGAGAGCGAGGCCCUGGACGGAGACGAGGACACACUGUCCUCUCUGGACGACAAAGAGCUGGACAAUGUCUCAGGCCCCGUGAACCUGAGCACCUCUGCGCAUCUGGUGGCCCCCGCGGUGGUGGUCAGAGGCACUCUGUCCGUGACCGCCUCGGAGCUUUUCUUCGAAGUGGACGAUGAGGAGCCGAACUUCAAGGCCCUGGACCCCAAGAUUUUGGCCUACACUGAAGGUCUCCAUGGAAAGUGGCUGUUCACCGAGAUCCGAGCGGUUUUCUCCAGACGAUACCUGCUGCAAAACACCGCUCUGGAAAUCUUCAUGGCCAACAGAACGGCCGUCAUGUUCAACUUCCCCGACGCGGCCACGGUCAAGAAGGUGGUGAACAGUCUUCCUCGAGUCGGCGUGGGAACCAACUUUGGCCUCCCACAAACCAGGCGGAUUUCUCUGGCCACGCCAAAGCAGCUCUUCAAGGCGUCCAGCAUGACCCAGCGCUGGCAACGGAGGGAGAUUUCCAACUUCGAGUACCUCAUCUUCCUCAACACGAUUUCAGGCCGCAGCUACAACGACUUAAACCAGUACCCCGUCUUCCCCUGGGUCAUCACCAACUACGACUCCGAAGAGCUGGACCUGACUCUGCCCAGCAACUUCAGAGAUCUGUCCAAGCCCAUUGGAGCGCUCAACCCCAAAAGAGCAGCCUUCUUCUCCGACCGCUAUGAAUCCUGGGAGGACGAGCAGGUGCCCAAGUUUCACUACGGCACACACUACUCUACGUCCAGCUUUACUCUCAUGUGGCUGCUCAGAAUCGAGCCCUUCACCACGUUCUUCCUGAACUUCCAAGGAGGAAAGUUCGAUCACGCCGACCGCACCUUCUCCUCCGUGUCCAGAGCCUGGAGGAACUGUCAGAGGGACACGUCUGAUGUGAAGGAGCUGAUCCCAGAGUUCUUCUACCUGCCUGAGAUGUUCGUGAAUGCAAACCGCUACAGCCUGGGCGUGAUGGAGGACGGGGCGGUGGUCUCGGACGUGGAGCUGCCCCCGUGGGCCAAAACGCCAGAAGAGUUCGUCCGCCUCAACCGCCUGGCCCUGGAGAGCGAGUUCGUGUCGUGCCAGCUUCACCAGUGGAUCGAUCUGAUUUUCGGGUACAAACAGCAGGGUCCUGAAGCCGCCAGAGCCCUCAACGUGUUCUACUACCUGACCUACGAGGGAGCCGUGAACCUGAGCUCCAUCAGUGACCCCAUGCUCCGAGAGGCCGUGGAGUCUCAGAUCCGGAGCUUUGGACAGACCCCGGGCCAGCUCCUCAUCGAGCCUCACCCUCCGCGCAGCUCCGCCAUGCAGGUGACCCCGCUCAUGUUCACGGAGCAGAUGCAGCAGGACGUGAUCAUGGUCCUCAAGUUUCCGUCCAACUCGCCGGUGGCUCACGUGGCGGCGAACACGCAGAGCGGCCUGAGCGCGCCCGCCAUCAUCACCGUCACCGCCAGCCGUCUGUUCGCCGUCAACAAGUGGCACGGGCUCGCAGCUCAUCAGGGCUCCUCCUCCCAGGACCAGCACUACCAACUGCCCGUAGAAAUCGACCCUCUCAUCGCCAGUAACGUGGGCGUCCAUCGACGUCAGAUCUCAGACCUUCUGGACCAGAGCAUCCAGAUCAGCUCUCAGUGCUUCAUCAUCACCGCAGACAACCGCUUCAUCCUCCUCUGCGGCUUCUGGGACAAGAGCUUCAGAGUCUACUCCACCGACACAGGAAAGUUGACCCAGAUCGUGUUCGGGCACUGGGACGUGGUGACGUGUCUCGCCCGCUCCGAGUCGUACAUCGGGGGCGACUGUUACGUCCUGUCGGGCUCCAGGGACGCCACGCUGCUCCUGUGGUACUGGAACGGCAAAACCUGCAGCAUCGGGGAGGGAUCGGCCACGGAGUUUACGAUGCCCCGCGCCAUCCUGACCGGGCACGACUGUGAGGUGACCUGUGCCAGUGUGUGUGCAGAGCUGGGCCUGGUCAUCAGCGGCUGCAAAGAGGGCCCGUGUCUGAUCCACUCCAUGAACGGGGACCUGCUGAGGACCCUGGAGGCCCCGGAGUCGUGUGAGCGCCCCCGUCUGGUGCAGGCGUCUUCUGAAGGACACUGUGUGGUUUAUUAUGAGCGAGGCCUCUUCUGCGUGUUCAGCGUCAACGGGAAACUGCAGGGACACAUGCAGGUGGACGACGGCAUCAAGGCGAUGUUGUUGAGUCGGGAUGGGCAGUACCUGCUGAUGGGAGGAGACGGGGGGGUGGUGUCCGUGUGGCAGCUCCACAACCUCAAACAGCUGUUCACGUACCCGGCCUGCGACGCCGGCAUCCGCUCCAUGGCCAUGUCCCACGACCAAAGGUGCAUCAUCACGGGCAUGGCGUCCGGCAGCAUCGUCCUCUUCUACAACGACUUCAACCGCUGGCACCACGAGUACCAGACGCGAUACUGACCCCUGCCUUCGCCCCCCCGGCACUGCGCCCCUCUGCAUAUCGGAUCUGAAUGUAUCUCUGUCCUGCUCUAGACGAAACCAACUAUUUUUAAAAAAGGGCGUUGCUAUUUUGUAGAUCAGAUACUAGAAUAUAGAAGUUUUUCAUAUCAAUCAUUGGGUGAGGGUUGUGUUACUGUACGCUUAAAAAUCAAAUAUAUUUUUAGCUGUUAAGAGUCUAUUUUCCUCUAAGGGGCGCUAGUGAGUGUUUUCGAGUGAUUCUUUUGUCCUGCGUCUGGGAAAAUGUCUGUUUCAUAGUUUGUUUUGAGAAUAAAUACGAAUUAAAUUUAUGAAGAGAGAUUAUACGUACUUCUGUCACUUAAAGAGGGGGUAUUUUUUUAGCUUUCUACCGCGUUAUAACAUCAUUUCCUCGUCAAAAACACGCCCGAAGAGUUUGUAAACGUCUUCUGAGCGUGUUUGAGUCAUUUAGCGAUCUGUCCCGGGUCGUAUUUGAGCUCACUUUGCGCUCACCCAUGCGAAAAUCCUCCAUAAAUAUACAAAACUGUACACUACAACUUCACAAACCUGACGCGAUGUGAGGUAGUUUCACGCACGCGGAUCGUGUAGUGAUUUAAAGGUGCAUUGUGUAACUUUUCCGGUGGAGGGUCCGUCACUUUUGAGCUAUAAAAGCGCCUGUAAUCGAAUAAAUGUCAAGUAGAGCUGUUUAAAGUCACACCGUGGAACAUUUCGGGCAGAGCAACGAGCCCACAGAAGUAAAAUACCCUCUCUUUAACAAAAAAAAUCAAUGUAACCAGUCAUAUUUAACUACACUUUUCUGUUUUUUGUGUUGUUUUUUUUUGCUUGGUUCAUUCUUAAAAGUCUUAAAAACAUGUGAAGCUUUAUUUAAAAAACAAAAACAAAAAAAAAAGGACUACGACGUUUUCUUCCAACGUGACUGAAAUGCAAAUCUACACCUACAUUUAAUCUGUUCACUUACGUUUAAUCAACAUUAUGUCGUUUUGUUAUAGUCGUCCUGUUUCCAUAGCAACCACGAAACAUCCCGUGCAAUGUCGGAAAGGGCUUCACCGUUUCUCGAGUGAAAUUUAGCGCGAAAAUAUUAAGUUUUAUUUGAAGACAUUCCUUUUUGCUCUUUGAUGUGGUUUGAAAAAAAAAAUGCUGUUGUUUGUUUGAUUGAUUGAUUUUUUUUUUUUUUUUUUGCGCAAUCACGUUGACUGUUCGGUUGUGUGUUCUGAAAUUAAAAUGGAUUUUAUAACUUGA